AUGUCGUCCGGAAAAGCACCCCUAGGCUUCCCCGAAGCGGAAGCAAAGCUGCCUCAGCCGGGCAAAAUGUCCAGCUUUGAGAGAACAAAGGCCGAAGCGGAGGCCAAGCGUAAGCGAGACCAGGCCGAGACGGAAGCCGUGUACAAGGAAUUCAUCAAGAGUUUCGACCACGACGAGGACGACGACGGCCGGCUCCAGCACCACGCUCCCCGACACAGCUACGGGACGCCGUCCACUGGCCUUAACACGGGCAGGCGGCACUUUGCCGCCUCGGCCAUGAAGAAGAGCGGACCUGGAACGUUGGGGCCGUUGCCGGGUGCGUACGGCGCCAAGCGGUCGUUCAACGACUUCGCCAUGGGCUCGAGGGAGACCGGCUCAUCGUCGGUCAACCAAGACUCGCAGACGGCAGCGCUCUCCGUCUCCGAAGCGUUCAGGAACGAGAGCGAUGACGAAGACGAGGUCGAGAAGGAAGCCGGCCAGCGUGCCGAGCUGAUGGCUCAAGCGAAGCCCCAGCUCCGCCUCACCAACAUGCCUCCCGGAUGUACGCCGGCCGCCAUCAAGGCGCUCUUCCCGGACAACCUCAUCGUCGACGCCGUCAAGAUUGACCCGCCCUCGGCACCAGGCCACCUUCAAUCGAACUGCACCAACUGCGUCGUCGUUUUCGACCGAGACACGGCGGGUAGCGCGCUCGACGCAGUAGUCAGCGCCAUGCAGAACCGAUACUUGGGCGUCGGACGCUACUUGUCCAUCAGCCGUCACCUGCCGUCGGUCAUGCUGAAGCCGGCAGUGGCGCCCCAGCCGUUCGGUGCCAUCCUGCGGGAGCAGGCUGAUGCCGGACAUCAUGGCUCCCGUCGUGGCUUUGCACCGCCAUCGUCGUACAGCAAACCUAGCGGCAGCCCCAAUCGGCUCGACCAGUAUCAUGUGCCUGUCGUGCCGCCGGAUGACAUCAACACGUUGCGGCAAAUUCACACGACCGUCGAGAAGCUCCUCAAGCAUGGAGCCGAGUUUGAGUAUGCUCUCAUGCAGAGGCCCGACGUCCAACGCGACGAGAGGUGGGCUUGGCUGUGGGACUCGACGAGCACGGCCGGUGUUUGGUAUCGUUGGCGACUCUGGGAGCUUGCCACGGGAUACAAGUCCGACCCGGCAAAGGAGCCGUACGUCUAUCUGUUCGAGGACUGUCCGGCGUGGAAGGUGCCGGAACCGUUGCCGUUCGAAUUCGUCACGGACAUCGACCAAUUCGUCCACCACGCCGACUACAACUCGUCGGAUGAGGACGGCAUCGACGAGAAUCAGCUGGACGCGAGAAAGCCGUAUCCAUUUCUCAACCCGCUUCGCGAGGCGAAGCUCAUCCACCUGCUCGCCCGACUGCCGACGAGCACGGCGAAGCUUCGCAAGGGAGACGUGGCAAGAGUGUGCGCCUUUGCGCUCGAAAACGCGAACCGUGGCCCGAGCGAGGUGGUCGAUUUGGUCGUGACCAACAUUGCGAUGCCACUCGCCUUCACGGACGAAAAUUCCCAACACCAUCAAGCGGCGGUGGAGACGGUCGGGAGAGGCGAGGUGCUCGACGUCAGCGGAGGAAGCUUGGUCGGAUUGUAUGUCGUCCACGACAUCCUCGGCGCGUCCGGAUCGUCCAAGAUGUACCGACAUGGUUGGAAAUACAGGGCACUGUUCGAAAAGGCGCUGAAGGAUCGCAAGGUGUUUGAGUUUCUGAGCAUGAUGCCAGAGCAGCACGGUUGGGGUCGUCUGCGCGCCGAGAAGUGGAAGCGCUGCAUUCUUUCCGUCCUACACCUCUGGGAAGGAUGGAACGUGUUUCCCAAGAAAUCGCAGGAGCAUUUCAUUCACGUCAUGGAGAAGCCACCCUUGGCCCCGCCGGACGAGACGCCGGCACCCUCGGCGACCGACGGUGCAGCCAAGCAGGGACUCGACAAAGGUGAGCCCCUCGACGGCGAUGACAUGCUAGGACGGCCUUUGGAUGAAUCUGACCUUGAAGACGUACGCAUGUCGGACGAGGAAGACGUCGACGGCGAACCCAUCGUCGAGGACGACGUGCAAGGCACUCCAGCUCGCGGCGACGACGCGCAAGGUGUGCCCGCGACAGGGGAUGACGUCGAGGGUGAGCCGAUCGACGAAGCCGACGUCGAGGGUGAGCCGAUCGACGAUGACGAUGUGGAGGGUGAGCCGAUGGAAGAAGGAGAUGUCGAGGGCGAGCCGAUGGGUGACGACGACGACGCGCUCGACGAGCCAAGCACGACUCGCGACGGCAGGAACGACGACGACAGUGCCACUCCUGGUGUCGACCGGAGGACGGAGAGCGGCGCGGACGGCGCAGGGGAAGGCAGUCAAGGCGAGGCACAAGGUGAAAGGGGACACCUUUCGCGGAGACGGAUGCGCGCCGUGGACAUGUUUGCUGACUCGGACGACGAUUCCACGGACGAAAAGAGGUGA
This is a messenger RNA of Drechmeria coniospora, 2445 nucleotides long. Its product is annotated as coatamer subunit protein. The coding region runs from base 1 to 2445 and encodes 814 amino acids. Gene Ontology annotation, molecular function: RNA binding. The record is from RefSeq and is a predicted model, not a curated record. NCBI's taxonomy places the organism in Eukaryota, Fungi, Ascomycota, Sordariomycetes, Hypocreales, Ophiocordycipitaceae. Gene Ontology annotation, cellular component: nucleus. The transcript is spliced from 3 exons. Gene Ontology annotation, biological process: RNA processing.